CUCCUAUUUCUAGAAACGUUUUGUAUCCAAAGCAAGGUUUUAUAGCCGCAGAUUCAUUUCCACACCACAAUUAUACACAAACAAACCUUUUCGCCUUUCACAUCUUAAAUCUCUCUGUUUCGUGCCUCACACGUGCAAUGGAACUUAUUCCACACUAUUAUAUUACUGUCAUUAUAAAUACCCUCAUAGCCUCUCCACACUUUGAAAAGCCUAAACCUUCACACAUUAGUUUUUUUGUACCAUAAUUCACUUAUUACUUAUUCCGUUUCUUGCAGCUAAUGGUUAGAGGAGGCAUCACCAAAUCAAACUUGUUGCUUCUGGGGGGAGCUAAGAGAGCAAAGAGUGGACUCAGCAAAUUCUCUGCUACUGCACGAGCUUCUGCUGCAGAAAGCUCUGGAGAAAUCUCAAAGAGUGGUGGUGGGAGGGUAGAGGAUUCAGCGUGGUGGGUCCCACACCCACGCACAGGAAUUUACUUCCCCAAAGGACAUGAGUGGGUGAUGGAAGAUGUUCCAGAGGAUGCAGCUCGUUUAAACCAGACAUUUUGGUUCAGAAACGUUGAUGGUGUUGACAUCCCCAAACACCAACCUUAAUCACUGUCCCACAACAACAUUCUACUGAUCUCGUAUCAUGUAGUCGUGUCGUGUCACACAUUGUUAAUUAACCCUUCUCCUAGAAAGGAUAAGAAUAUAUUAUUAUAGUCAGAAUAACAACAUGUAAUAAUUUCUCGUGGUUGAGGGCAACACGGUCGUGUUCUUACACUUCCCGACCAUGCAUGAUGCUUAUAUGUAUCAUAACAAGUUUAUUAUUAUUAAACUAUAUAUAUGUAUCUGCAAAAGUCUGGUAUCGUACCCUUUUUUUUUUGGUCUGUUUGGUAAUGGUACAGUUACGGAGUACGAACGAAGAGUCCACAUAGUUGUGAGCACUUGAUAAAGGAGGCAAUAUUGAUCACUAAAAGUUCAUGAUCGCAUCCAGAUAUGAUUCUAGUUUUCGUUUUACAUCACCAACUUUUGUGCUAUAAAAUUGUCCUGAAGGAAUCAUAUGAAAGCCUCGUUUGUGGUGCAGCUUGGGCUUUGUGUUGCCCCAUUACAUGAGGCGAUUGUUUCUGAAGCCGGAGUGUGGAAUAUUGAAUGUAACAGGAAAAAUGCGUCUUUAAUCAUCAAAGCAUUUAUGCUAGAUUCCAUUGUUAUCUAUCUCACACUACAUUUCUUCUGGUGUAGUGAAGAAAACAGAUGAUGAAUAUUAGCUCAUUAUUACGCAGUCA
Messenger RNA from Vigna unguiculata (cowpea), 1261 nucleotides. RefSeq lists its product as uncharacterized. The record is from RefSeq and is a predicted model, not a curated record. NCBI's taxonomy places the organism in Eukaryota, Viridiplantae, Streptophyta, Magnoliopsida, Fabales, Fabaceae.